AUGGACCCAUCGGUCGAGAUGAGCCCGACCACGUCAAAGCACAAGGGUAAACUUGGCGGAACGGCAUCCCCUGUCGUGUCUGGAUCGGAGAAGUACAUGAAGCAGCUCCAGUCGCCGUCGGUUCGCAAACUGUUUAGCGAGAACCAGACUGUUCAAAACCUGCAAGUGAUUCACAAUCUGAAAAAGAACUACCGUCAUCGCAAGCUGUUUGAGAUCUGGGCGUUCGUCGUGGCGAUAGUCGGUCUUGUGCUGAUGCUGGCCGAGAACGAAGUGUUAAUGGUAGCCGACGCCUCGUCGACGCCUCUGUCGGAGGCACUGAAGACAGUGGUGUCGAUUUCGACGGCGAUUCUUCUCAUACUGAUCGUGUGCCGGUACCAGUCCCACACGAACAUCUACAAGCUGCAAAACAUUAUUCCACCCACCGCCUCCAUGCUGUCUGUUUUUUGGCCGGUGCUCCUUCUCGAGUUGAUCGUGUGUGGGUUCCAUAUUCCCCCGUACCUGUCUGGAUCGCUUCCGAUCCUCCAGUUUCGCCACUCCCUUGACUCGAACGAGAAUGCCAUCUGUCGUCAUCCCAAAAACCUCACGACCACAAUCCACGAUAACGCGUGCUACCUGUCGUACAGCUACAACUACGAUGUCUUUGGUGUGUUCAUGGUGCUGCGCCUCUACUUGUUUGGUCGGUACAUGCGCAGCUCGUCGCCGUUGUACUCGCAAUGGGCAGCCUUCAUCGGAACGUUGAAGAAUGUCAAUGCCAUGAGUCCGUUUUUCCAUUUCAAGGCCAUCUUCAGCACCCAACCGGCCCGCCUCGUGGCGCCGCUCCUCGUAUUUGUCACUUUCGUCACCGCCGCCAUCAUUCGAAUUCUCGAAGUGCCCGCGCAGCCCGUCCUGUUGAACUACUGGACGGCAGUCUGGAUGACCACUGCUUCCAUCACGUCUGUGGGGUACGGCGACUACGCUCCCGUGACCUAUGCGGGCCGAGGGUUCCUGACCUGUAGCGGCAUUCUCGGAGGGCUCCUCAUCUUGUCGCUGGUGCAGUCGAUUUUCUUUGGCGCGCUCGAGCUCACCGACAACGAAUCGCGCGUCAAGUACAUUAUCGACAAGACUCGUUGGGACAAGCAGCGUCGGGAAGCUGCCGUCAAGUUGAUCCAAACGCAGUACCGGCUCAAGCGGCAACUGCAUCCACGAAAUGGCCCGGUGAACCAACGUGCCGUCGACAACCUGUCGCUGCACCUGUUCGAGUGCAUGGAGGCGAUGCACAAAUUUGUACGGGGCGAACCGCGCAACGCGCGCACGUUCGAAGAAGAAAUGGAUGGACACAUUGGGAGUCUCCUCCGCGCCAUGGACGACAUGAAACGCGACGAAGAUGCCAUUCUCCAGCGCAUCCAAGACAAAACGCGCCGGCUCCAUGCCGCGUGCGACGACAUCUUGGCGUCGACCAUGUAG
This is a messenger RNA of Aphanomyces invadans, 1443 nucleotides long. RefSeq lists its product as hypothetical. Gene Ontology annotation, cellular component: plasma membrane. Gene Ontology annotation, biological process: potassium ion transport. NCBI's taxonomy places the organism in Eukaryota, Oomycota, Saprolegniomycetes, Saprolegniales, Verrucalvaceae. The record is from RefSeq and is a predicted model, not a curated record. Gene Ontology annotation, molecular function: small conductance calcium-activated potassium channel activity; calmodulin binding. The transcript is spliced from 8 exons. Bases 1 to 1443 code for a protein of 480 amino acids.